Molecule: messenger RNA, 849 nt
Organism: Suillus subaureus
Lineage: Eukaryota; Fungi; Basidiomycota; Agaricomycetes; Boletales; Suillaceae
Exons: 3
Coding region: 1-849 (282 amino acids)
Source: RefSeq, a predicted model, not a curated record
AUGCCAACAGUGACACCCGCAAAAACACCUGUGCGACACAUUCGAGCACAAGCUGCUCCGAAGACUCCAGGUAGUGCUACUCCUGUUCCAAAGCCAAAGUCAAUGAGAGGGACAGGAAGUAAAUCCAGUGAAGGGAACAGACAGACCUCUGGUAACUUGGAUGAUGAGAUCUCAAAGCUCACCAAGAGCCAGCUCUGUCAGGCAGGUCUUAAGCUUGAGCCAGAGGGACUUGGAGCUGCACCUGUAGAGACACCCAUGAAGCUGGAAGGUGCAACUUCAGGGCAAGCAUUUUCAGAUGAAGAUAAACUGAAAGCCAUGAAGUAUAUUACCUCUCCAGAAGUGUGGCCAACAUUCAAGCUGGCACAACCAAGCUUGGCCAAAGUACAAGGCUAUGGAGAAGGAGAUGAGCUUGACAGUGAGUGUGGGAAUAUUGUUGAAGAUGAUGUUGCACUAGAUGGGAUGAAGCAAAAAUGCACAUCAAAGAAAAAAGUGUCAAAGAAGGUACUGGAUGACUUUGAAGCUAGUAAAAUUUUCAGAGCCAUUGACACUGUUGCUUGUAAUGAUCCUACAGUGAUUCACAGCCACAACAUCAACUCAAGCGAGUCUAUCUCAGAUGAUGAGACUCCACCAAAAAAACAAAUGCAUAAGUCAGCAUCAUUUGAGGCCAAUGACAUUUCUGAUACCAGCAUGCUUCUUCAUGACAUGAUGGGAACUAUGAGCAAGCAUCAUAGAUGGCAGGCAAAAGUCAACGAAACUAAUCUAGAGGUUGCCAAACUCAACAUGGAGGUCACAUUGAAGUGUGAGAAGUGUGAGCAGGAGGAGUAUGAGCAAUGUCAGGCUGAUAUUUGA